AUGGUCAAUUCACGACUGUCUCGUCUCCCGUGGUGGAUAAGCCACUGGCUGGGCUACCGUUCCGAGAAGCCAGAGCCUCUAUCAACAUGGCGGAUAGCGGCAUGGUCUAUCAUCACAUCAUUCUGUGCUCUUUCAAUACUACAAGCGAUCUUCAAUUACUCGCAUUACUUCACUUCACGCCAUGUUCCAGGCAUUGUCGCCUCAUAUGGGGCCUCAGCAGUCUUAGUAUUUGGCUCUAUUGAAAGCCCAUUGGCUCAACCACGUGCCCUAAUCUUUGGUCACUUCUUCAGCGCUUUGACUGGCUUAUGCGUUACAAAGCUCUUCAGCCUCAUGCCAGACCAAGCACGUUUCGAGAAUUUUCGCUGGCUCGCCGCCUCGCUAUCAACCGCUAUUGCAAUUGUCGUAAUGCAGCUGACUGGAACUACCCACCCACCUGCUGGAGCCACUGCUCUGCUUCCUGCUACCAAUGACGACGUCUGGAAUCUCUCCUGGUAUUUCCUGCCAGUUGUGCUACUAUCUUCUGCGAUACUAAUGGCAUGCGCUUUGCUGUUAAACAACGUAAAUCGGAGGUAUCCUGUAUUUUGGUUCACACCAUAUCCACCACCGAUACCUACUCCUGCUCCAGUGAAACAGCCUUGCAGUGACGCUUUGUCAUCGAAAGAAGAAUUACAGCAUGUAUCUGUUUGA
This is a messenger RNA of Penicillium taxi, 687 nucleotides long. Its product is annotated as HPP family protein. NCBI's taxonomy places the organism in Eukaryota, Fungi, Ascomycota, Eurotiomycetes, Eurotiales, Aspergillaceae. The transcript is spliced from 2 exons. Bases 1 to 687 code for a protein of 228 amino acids. The record is from RefSeq and is a predicted model, not a curated record.